AUGGUCAAGUCAUACCUGAAGUUUGAACCCUCCAAGUCCUUCGGCGUCGUCGUAUCCAGCAACUCCAACCUCGUCUGGUCGUCCCGGGGAAAGGCAGGCGCCGGCGCCGGCCAGGCCAUUGUCGCCGCAAACGAAGAGGUUCUCGUCUGGGACAUUAAGAAGGGCGAGCUUCUAAGCAGAUGGAGGGAUGAAAAUUGCAAGUUCAGAGUUACGGCCAUUGCGCAAAGCCGAACUGACCCCGAUGUGUUCGCUGUCGGCUACGAAGAUGGCAGCAUCCGUCUAUGGGAUAGUAAAAUCGCGACGUCCGUCGUAAGCUUCAAUGGGCACAAGUCCGCCAUCACCGUUCUCGCCUUUGACAAAACUGGUGUGCGCCUCGCCAGCGGCUCCAAAGACACCGACAUCAUCGUCUGGGAUCUCGUCGCCGAAGUCGGACAGUAUAAGUUGCGCGGUCACAAGGACCAAGUCACCGGCUUGUACUUCAUUGAGCCGGACCCGGUUGUGCGGACUGAGGGUGAGGAUGACCAUGCAGUCAUGGCCGUCGACAGCGAGCCAAGUGAUGGCUUCCUCCUUACAACAGGCAAGGACUCCCUGAUCAAGCUCUGGGACCUGUCAUCGAGGCAUUGCAUCGAGACGCAUGUUGCCCAGGCCAACGGCGAGUGCUGGGCUCUCGGUGUAUCGCCUGACUUUACCGGCUGCAUUACGGCUGGCAACGAUGGUGAAAUUACGGUUUGGGCUCUUGAUGCGGAUGCGCUAGCCUCGUCGGCACAGAAAGUUGACCUCUCACAAUCCGUCAACUUCCUACAAAACAGGGGAACUCUACACCGGUCAAGCAAGGAGCGGGCCGCGGAAGUGGUGUUCCAUCCGCUUAGGGACUAUUUCGCCGUACACGGUGUUGAAAAGUCGGUCGAGAUCUGGAGGAUACGAAACGAAGCUGAGAUCAAGAAGACGCUCGCUAGGAAGAAGAAGAGGAGAAGAGAAAAACUAAAGGAGAAGAAAGCGGAGGGAGCUGAUGCCGAUAUGGACGAAACUGACGAUACUGAUAUCGCCAAGGCCGAGGUAUCUGAUGUCUUCGUUCAGCACGUUAUCGUCAGGACGACAGGGAAAGUCCGAUCAGUUGAUUGGGCCUUGAACCCCGGGGUAAAGGAUCUACAACUACUUGUUGGAGGGACAAACAACUUACUCGAGCUUUAUAACAUUGUCGGGAAGGAAAGGCUAAAGUCUAAGGGUGAAGAGCCCGACUACAACAAGGCGCUGGCCGUCGAGCUCCCGGGUCACCGGACUGAUAUUCGGUCUGUAGCCAUCAGCUCCGAUGACAAGAUGUUGGCAUCAGCAGCGAAUGGCUCGCUAAAAAUCUGGAAUAUCAAGACGCAGCAGUGUAUCCGCACCUUUGACUGCGGUUACGCGCUCUGCUGUGCCUUCCUUCCCGGCGACAAAGUAGUGAUCGUAGGCACGAAGGAGGGUGAACUACAACUCUACGAUGUUGCCUCAGCAUCACUGCUGGAGACGGUCAAUGCACAUGACGGGCAUGCUGUCUGGGCCCUGCAGGUGCACCCUGAUGGCAGAUCAGUGGUGUCUGGCGGUGCUGACAAGACGGCCAAGUUCUGGGACUUCAAGAUUGUCCAGGAGCCGGUGUUGGGCACGACACGCACAACGCACAGGCUCAAGCUGGUGCAGUCCAGGAUACUCAAGGUUUCGGACGACAUUUUGAGCUUGCGCUUCUCGCCUGACGCGAGGCUCCUGGCCGUCGCGCUUCUCGAUAGCACCGUCAAGGUUUUCUUCAACGACACGCUGAAGCUGUAUCUCAAUCUCUAUGGUCACAAGCUACCCGUGCUGAGCAUGGAUAUCUCCUAUGACAGCAAGCUCAUCGUGACAAGCUCUGCCGACAAGAACAUCAGGAUAUGGGGUCUCGACUUUGGUGACUGCCACAAGGCGCUCUUCGGCCACCAAGACAGUAUUCUGCAGGUGGCCUUUAUCCCGCAUAAUUCGGACGGCAACGGCCACUACUUCUUCAGCGCCAGUAAGGACCGCACCAUCAAGUACUGGGAUGCCGACAAGUUCGAGCAAAUCCAGCGCAUCGACGGCCACCACGGCGAGAUCUGGGCACUCGCGGUCAGCCACAGCGGCCGCUUUCUGGUUAGCGCCAGCCACGACAAGUCGAUCCGCGUGUGGGAGGAGACCGACGAGCAAAUCUUUCUCGAGGAAGAGCGCGAGAAGGAGCUUGAAGAACUCUACGAGCAGACACUCACAACCUCUCUUGAGCAAGACCCAGACGAGCAGGACGCCAACCGCGAGAUUGCCGCAGCCACCAAGCAGACGGUCGAAACGCUGAUGGCCGGCGAGCGCAUCGCCGAGGCGCUCGAGCUGGGAAUGACUGAUCUCAACACUAUCCGCGAGUGGGAAGAGGCACGCCAGAUCAACCCUAACAUUGCGCCGCCGCAACGCAACCCCAUCUUCGUCGCGCUCGGCAACAUCCCUGCUGAGACGUACGUAUUGAACACGCUGCAGAAGAUCAAGCCAGCGUCGCUGCACGACGCGCUGCUCGUCCUGCCCUUCUCAACCAUCCCCUCGCUGCUGACGUUCCUGAAUCUGUUUGCGCAACGCGAACUCAACGUGCCACUGACCUGCCGCAUUCUGUUCUUUGUGCUCAAGACGCACCAUAAGCAAAUUGUCGCUAGUCGAACGAUGCGCGCCACGCUGGAGAAGGUGCGAGCUAAUCUGAGGGCGGCACUGCGCCGGCAGAAGGAUGAGAUGGGCUUCAAUAUCGCGGCACUCAAGGUUGUCAGUAUGCAGCUGAGAGAUAAGAGUGUCAGGGAGUAUGUGGAUGAGACGUGGGAGGAGAAGGAAAAGGAAAAAGGGGUGAGGAAGAGGGCUUUCGCGAGCUUGUCAUAG
This is a messenger RNA of Thermochaetoides thermophila DSM 1495, 2889 nucleotides long. RefSeq lists its product as uncharacterized. Gene Ontology annotation, molecular function: protein binding; snoRNA binding. Bases 1 to 2889 code for a protein of 962 amino acids. The transcript has 2 exons. The record is from RefSeq and is a predicted model, not a curated record. Gene Ontology annotation, biological process: maturation of SSU-rRNA. Gene Ontology annotation, cellular component: small-subunit processome; Pwp2p-containing subcomplex of 90S preribosome. NCBI's taxonomy places the organism in Eukaryota, Fungi, Ascomycota, Sordariomycetes, Sordariales, Chaetomiaceae.